AUGUUUCGUUCAAUUCUGCUCGUAUCAAUAGUACUAUUGGCACUAAUCGAGUUCACUUUGGGACAAACAGCUCUAGAUCAUCAAGUCUCUUAUUUACCAGGUUUCAACGGGCCCAUUAAAUUCAAGAGUUAUACCGGUUAUUUGAAGGCUAAUGCGACUCGGGGACAUUAUUUGUUUUACUGGUUUAUGGAAUCUCAGAAUAAUCCGGCAACGGAUCCAGUGGUUUGGUGGACCAAUGGUGGACCAGGUUGUUCCUCUAUCGACGGUAUGGUCUCGGAACACGGCCCUUUCGUCGUCUUGGCUGAUGGUAAAACUGUUGUGGAUAAUCCAUACGCUUGGAAUAAGCGUGUCAACAUGGUCUUCCUUGAGCAACCUAUCGGAGUUGGAUAUAGCUACAGUGACACACCUGCCGAUUAUCAAAAUGUCAACGAUGAUGUCGCCGCUGCUGAUAUGAAUGAAGCCAUGCGUGAUUUCUUCUCAAGAUUUCCUCAAUAUUUGAAGAAUGAUUUUUAUAUUGCUGGUGAGAGUUAUGGAGGAGUCUAUGUUCCAACUUCAGCUUUGAGAGUUCUUCAAGGUAAUCAACAAGGUGAAUUGCCAAGAAUUAAUUUGAAAGGUAUCAUGGUUGGAAAUGGUGUCACAGAUGCCGAGAGUGAUGCUAAUUCAGUACCAUUGUUUUAUAAGGAACACAGUUUAAUUACAUCUGAGGAUUACAACAAGGGAUUUAUUGCUUGUAAGGGCAAUUUCUAUGCCAAUCAAAAUGUACCAGAUUGUUCCAACUUUUUGCAAUUGGUUUAUUCUUCAUUGGAUCAUCUCAAUCCUUAUUAUAUUUAUGAUUCAUGUACUUGGUUAGGAGACAACGGAUUAACUAUGAAGAAGAACUCCAAGAAUCAUCCUCUCUUUGAAUUGCACAAACAACGUCCAAAAACAAAGAAAUCAUUCAUUGUUGGAGCUGAAAGUGAUAGUCCUUGUGUGCCAGAUCAUUCUAUCAUGACCUAUUUCAAUACUCCUGCUGUGAGAGCAGCUAUUGGAGCGACUCAUCCAAUUGCUUCUCCUUCAGGAUGGCAAGUGUGUUCUACAUUUAUUAAUUACACACAGAUUUAUACAACAUUGUUGCCAUUCUAUUCGAAAUUGUUGCCAGAAAUUAGAAUUUUGGCAUAUUCUGGUGAUGUUGACUGUGUUUUGAACACUUCUGGAACUAAGGCUGGACUUGACAAGUUGGGACUUAAUGUUUCUCUUCCAUACUCAAAGUGGAUUCACUACGAUGACAAUAACAACAUUGUCGUGGAUGGAUUUAUUAGAAAAUACUCGAAUGGAAGGGGUUUGACAUUUGUCACCGUUCGUGGAGCUGGUCACAUGGUACCGCAAUAUCGCCCACAACAAGCUUUGAGAAUGUUAGACAACUUUUUGAACGACAAGUGGAUCGUUAAAAAUUAA
Messenger RNA from Naegleria lovaniensis, 1434 nucleotides. RefSeq lists its product as uncharacterized. The record is from RefSeq and is a predicted model, not a curated record. Gene Ontology annotation, biological process: proteolysis. The transcript is spliced from 5 exons. Bases 1 to 1434 code for a protein of 477 amino acids. Lineage: Eukaryota; Heterolobosea; Eutetramitea; Acrasida; Naegleriidae. Gene Ontology annotation, molecular function: serine-type carboxypeptidase activity.